AUUCUUCUAGUUUAUUUUGGUAUUUACUAUUUUCUAAUUUACCUUUUUUAGCUAAUUAAUAAAAAUAGCUAAAAACUAUUUUUUAACAUGAAUUAUUAAGAUAACAAUUAAGACUUAUAAAGCACUUUGUAAAUAGAUAGUGCAAGACUUUAAAAUUAUUCUUCAAUUUUAGAGAAGGCGGAUAAGUAAAAUGAAGAUAUUAGCCACGAAAGUAACCUAUAAAAAACAAUUUAAGAAUAAAAUAGUUAGAAUUUAACUGUAAAAGUGAUUGGGGGAGAUAAUAAUUUAUCUAAGAACAAGCACAGAAAAUUAUAAUCUUCCCUUUUACCCCCAAGUAAAAUGAUGUGCAUAAGUAAUAAUAUUUUAGAAAACAGUGUAUUUCCUGUUAUUGCAGAUGAAAAUUUAGAUCCUGAUGAUCUCAACAAAAAAAUAAACUAUGGAGUAACUGAUAAUAUCAGUAAAAUGGAUGCAAAGAUGGUGAAGAUUAUUUAAUCGAAAAUGAAUUUAGAAAACAUGAAGAAAAAAUAGAUGUAAUAUUAGUAAGGAGUAUAGAAAUAAAUAGAUGAAAAGUUAAUAAAGUAAUAAAAAUAAAGAAAUAUUUUUCUUGAUCAUAGAAUCAAAAACUGUAGAGAUAGAUCUAAAAAAUGGUAGGAGAGAAAAGAAAAUCAUCAAAAAUUUUUAGUUGAAAAAGAAUUUCUAAAACAAAUUAUGCAAGACGAAUAUCUUUAAACUUAAUAAGAAUUUUGGCAAAAAAAAGAUGCAGUUAAUUCUUAAUCUUAAUAUUUUAGUUUAGCUUAACAAAAUCUUAAUAAAUCCACUCAAUUUCUUUAACGGAAUAGUAUAAAUAUAAAUAAUAACCAAUUAUAAAUACCACAAAAAGAUGCUUAUAGGCCAGACACAGCAAAUACAGCAUUUAGCAAUAUUAAUAAUCUAAAUUAAUAAUACCAUUUUAAAUAAAAAAUCGUUGAUAAGCAACAGGAGAGAAAUGAAUAAAUCAAAAGUUUAAAUUUGGUUGGUGAUAGAAUAGGUUCUAAUAGAUCUUAAACUGCUUCAACAAAUUAAAGAACAUCAAGUCAUAAUAAAUCUAUUGCUUCUAAUUCUUUCUAUAAUGCUCUUUCUAGUAAUGUAAGAUAGUUGCACACAUCAAACCAUUAAAAAAGAGAUUUAUCUUUGCAAUCAAAUUAAUUAUUUGAAUAGCCUAAAACUUUACUUAACAAUGUUAUGAUUUCAGAUUCAAGCAUUACUAGAGAAUCUUAGAAUUUUGAUUUUAAAUCUAAAUCUAUUAAUAAAAUGGAAGAGCAAUAAAACGAAUCUUCUGCUAUGCUCCAUAAUAGUAAUUUAUUAUCUGAAAUUAAGAUCUAGAGAGAUUUUUAUAUUGCAGAUCCAUAUACGAGAUCAAUCAUUCAAGAAUCUUUCACUUAGCCACCAGUAAAAAAGAAUUUGUCUUUGGAUUAAAACUCGAUUAAUAAUGAUUUCACACUUAAAUAAAUUACCCCAUAAUCAGGCUUAUACACAAAAUAGCGUUACUCAAAUUAUCUAAGGAAUCCUACUAUUACAAAUAAUUAUCUUAUUACUCCAUAAAGCAUUAAUUAAUAAUAAAACUCUACAAAAUUUCAAAGCGUUUCUCCUGUUAAUAGCCAUUUUUCUAUAAAGAAAUAAGACCAAAAGUUGAGUUAUGAUAAAAGAAGAUAUUAAUGUUUAAAUAAAAUAUAUUAAAGCAAAGUAAACCAACUUAAUUAAGAUGAGGUGUUUACUGAAAAAAUGAGAAAAUAAAAAUUACAAGAUUUAGUUAGAAGAAAGAUAAAUAAUAAUUUUCCUGGAAAUUAUAAAUUAAAAAUAAAUUUCUCUUUAGUUGAAAAAUUAAAUGAGUAAGAUGAUGAUGAAAAUAAAUAAGAUUUAUCUUUAUAACAAACUUUAUACUAAUAAAAUUCUUUAAACAUAAAUUACUAAUAAUAAAAUGAAAGUACUUGGAAUACCUAAUCUCACUAAAUUUAUAGUAGAAAAGGGUAAAAAUAAUACUAUGAUAAUCAUAAUUUAUAGCAUGAUGAUCCUUCAAGUGAUGAAGAUGGAGAAGAUAUUAUUAAAUAUAUUAAAAAUUUAUGA
Tetrahymena thermophila SB210 is the source of this 2103-nucleotide messenger RNA. RefSeq names its product NAD-dependent glycerol-3-phosphate dehydrogenase carboxy-terminus family protein. The record is from RefSeq and is a predicted model, not a curated record. Lineage: Eukaryota; Ciliophora; Oligohymenophorea; Hymenostomatida; Tetrahymenidae. The transcript is spliced from 6 exons.